GUGUAGGGGCACGUAUUAACUGUCAGCAGGCUAUGCUAACAGCUAAAGGCCGGCUUUUGCUUGUAGCUAGAUUAAUCGUUUCCCCCUCAUUUAUUGAUAUUUUGUACACGCGGUAUACUUUAAUUAUAAUAUCAAAACCAAAAGUACACAUAGGUAACUAGGAAAGCCCCCUGGAGAUGACUGCAUAGCACUGCGUGGCUAACAGCAGAGGGAGGGGGCUCUAACUUCAGACCGCGCCCAGCUUUCGCUUCAUUUCAGCAGGCAGCUAGUUACUCUCCCGGCGGUGUGAGGAGCCUACACACCAACUGAUCCAAUUAGCUAAUUAGGGGAUACCGACAUUAUAGUGUAAACUAAAGGUAAAUCAGAUCACCAUGUUUAGGAAAACUUUAAAGAAAGACCCGGAGCUCUUUCAAAACGUGUCCGAGGGUCUGCGGCGGCUCUACCGUACGAAGCUGUUCCCUUUAGAGGACACGUACCGCUUCCACGACUUCCACUCCCCGGCACUGGAAGAUGCGGACUUUGACAACAAGCCUAUGGUGCUUCUGGUGGGACAGUACUCCACCGGGAAAACAACGUUUAUCCGCCACCUGAUGGAGCAGGACUUUCCCGGUAUGCGGAUUGGCCCGGAGCCGACUACAGACUCUUUCAUCGCAGUUAUGCACGGGGAGCAGGAUGGGGUGAUACCGGGGAACGCUUUGGUUGUCGACCCAAAGAAGCCCUUCCGCAAACUUAAUGCUUUUGGGAACGCUUUCCUCAACAGGUUCAUGUGUGCCCAGUUGCCUAACCCUGUUUUGGAGAGCAUCAGUAUAAUCGAUACUCCGGGAAUCCUGUCGGGGGAAAAGCAGAGGAUAAGCAGAGGUUACGACUUUGCUGCUGUUCUUGAAUGGUUUGCUGAGCGUGUAGAUCGAAUCAUUCUCCUUUUCGACGCUCACAAGCUGGACAUCUCUGAUGAGUUUUCAGAGGUGAUUCGUGCCCUGAAAAAUCAUGAAGACAAAAUGCGUGUGGUUCUGAACAAAGCCGACCAGAUCAGCACACAGCAGCUGAUGAGAGUCUAUGGAGCUUUAAUGUGGUCCCUGGGAAAAAUUAUCAACACUCCUGAGGUGGUACGUGUGUAUAUUGGGUCAUUCUGGGCACAGCCGCUGUUGGUCCCAGACAACAGGAAGCUGUUUGAAGCCGAGGAGCAGGACUUGUUCCUGGAUAUUCAGUCGCUGCCCCGAAAUGCAGCACUGCGUAAACUCAACGAUCUCAUCAAACGAGCUCGCCUUGCAAAGGUGCAUGCAUACAUCAUCAGCUCUCUGAAAAAGGAGAUGCCCAGUGUGUUUGGAAAAGACUCUAAGAAGAAAGAGCUCAUUAAUAACCUCGGAGAAAUCUAUCAAAGGAUCGAGAAGGAACACCAGAUCUCUCCAGGAGACUUCCCUAACAUCAGCAAGAUGCAGGAGAUACUCAAUGGCCAGGACUUCUCAAAGUUUGCUUCGCUGAAGCCCAAGCUGCUGGAGCAGGUGGAGGACAUGUUGGCCCAUGACAUCGCCCGACUCAUGGCUCUGGUGCGGCAGGAGGAGGCCGCCAUGCCCAGUCAGUCUGUCCAUGGAGGAGCCUUUGAGGGGGCCAUGAGUGGUCCAUUUGGCCACGGCUACGGAGAGGGCGCCAGCGAGGGAAUAGACGAGUUGGAGUGGGUGGUGGGGCGUGAUAAGCCCUCAUACGAUGAGAUCUUUUACACUCUGGGCCCCAUCAACGGCAAAGUCUCUGGUGCUGCAGCCAAAAAGGAGAUGCUGAAGUCUAAGCUGCCCAACACCGUGCUGGGAAAGAUUUGGAAGCUGGCGGAUGUGGAUAGAGAUGGGUACCUUGAUGACGAGGAGUUUGCCCUGGCAAACCACCUGAUCAAAGUGAAGCUGGAGGGCCAUGAGCUGCCCGCAGAGCUGCCCAAUCAUCUAGUGCCUCCAUCCAAACGUGACCUAGUGGUAGAAGAGAGCCGCAAAAAGAUGCAAGACGGUAGCAGCGAGUGAAAAUAUACUAUGAGCCUUACAAGUAUAAGUUUGAAUUUUUCAGUAAGGGUAAGGGAAAGUUGUAAUGUGGUAUGUUUUAGCAACUGAGGGGGGUAGUAAUAAUAUUGUAGAACAAAGAGAUCUUUGAUUAGCAACAACCACUUCUUCAAUUAUACCCUUACUUUCAAGUUCAAACUAAUACUGUGAUCAUUGCUAACUGGGCCUCCAAGUUUCCUGAAACACCAGAGGACAUAUGCAGAGUGCUUGUUCACCAGAGUUUGGGCUUCCAAGGACAAAUGUAGUUAGUUAUCUAUUAUAAAUGAAAGAAGGGUGAUUCUUGAAAAGACUUUACUGGAUGAUUCACUGGGACAUGACAAGUCACAUGAACUAUUGUCCUAAAUAGCGCUAUUAUAUUCUGAUCCAAAAAAUUAUAGUUUUCAUUUGUAGAGAGAAUGUGGAAGUGGAAAUCAAAACUGUUGGAAUUGUUUUAUCUAUAUUUUUGUAUUUCCCUAUGGUUAACUUCUGCUCUUUCCAGAUGCUUCUUUUUAUUAUUUUGUGAGAUAAAUAAAAAUAAAUCUUUAUUGUA
Molecule: messenger RNA, 2568 nt
Organism: Periophthalmus magnuspinnatus
Lineage: Eukaryota; Metazoa; Chordata; Actinopteri; Gobiiformes; Gobiidae
Gene: ehd1a
Product: EH-domain containing 1a
Exons: 6
Coding region: 372-2003 (543 amino acids)
Biological process (GO): endosomal transport; clathrin-dependent synaptic vesicle endocytosis
Cellular component (GO): plasma membrane; cytoplasm; intracellular vesicle
Molecular function (GO): GTP binding; molecular adaptor activity; protein binding
Source: RefSeq, a predicted model, not a curated record